Molecule: messenger RNA, 894 nt
Organism: Mytilus trossulus (common blue mussel)
Lineage: Eukaryota; Metazoa; Mollusca; Bivalvia; Mytilida; Mytilidae
Exons: 1
Coding region: 1-894 (297 amino acids)
Source: RefSeq, a predicted model, not a curated record
AUGUCAUCGACACUCUUCAUUAUAGUCAUCGACUGGAUAAUGAGACAAACAACAGCUAAUACACCAAGAGGCAUAAGAUGGGGCACUUUUACCACUCUGGAAGACCUAGAUUUUGCUGAUGACUUAGCAUUAAUGUCUCACACAUACCAACAUAUUCAAGAUAGGACCUCAGAGUUAGAAAAAUAUUCAGGACAGAUGGAGCUAAAAAUCAACAUAAAGAAAACUGAAGUCAUGACACUUAAUGUAAACAACCCAGGGUCAGUAUUGCUGGAUGGAAAAACAUUACCACAUGUUGAUACCUUCACAUACCUUAGCAGCACUGUUACUACCAAUGGCGGCGCAGAAUGUGACAUCAAAAGACGACUAUCAAAGGCAAGGUCAGCUCUUUACAACCUGCAGGCUGUAUGGAGAUCUGGUCAAUAUACCAUCCGGACCAAACUCAAACUUUACAGCAGCUGUGUCUUGCCUGUACUUUUGUAUGGUUCAGAAUGUUGGAGGAUGACAGAACAAGACCAAAACAAGCUGUCAGUAUUCCAUACUAAAAGUCUAAGAAGGAUUCUGCGAAUCUUUUGGCCACAUAAAAUUUCAAACGAGGACCUAUACAUCAGAUGCCAACAACAAGAUAUAGCCACAACAAUAAUGAGAAGACUCUGGAUGUGGAUUGGGCAUGUCCUGCGGAAAGACCAAGAGGAUAUCACAAAGACAGCACUCCACUGGACCCCAGUAGGUAAAAGAAAGAGAGGAAGACCCAAAAUGACAUGGAGAAGAACUGUAGAGGCAGAGGCUAGUAAAUAUCAACAGACAUGGGGCACACUACAGAAAACUGCCAACGACAGACAAAAGUGGAAAAUCUUCGUUACUGCCCUACACGCCAAUGGCGUACAAGGGCAGUAA